AACACAAACAACAACACAAGGCACCGGGAACAACACAAAUAACACCACAAAAUAAUGAUAAGGCACAUCCACAAAAAACGCCGUAUUAGAGAUUCUCAACAAACGUCACUGCCUGUAGAAUAAUUUGGAGUCGUAGCUGUAUCGCAGCAAGGUGCCGACAGCAGUCGCUGUGCGCCACUAUGUAGCGCUGUAAUAACACUCGAAGAAGAAAAUGUCUGUUUAUAUCCACAUGUUAAUGGCGUGUCAAGCUAAAAUUGUAUACCUUAUAUGAGUGAAAAAACAGUAUACUGAGUUCCAUUUAUAUUAUUUUAGCAUAUUUACUUUGGCUGAAGAAACGUACUAAACGUACUCGAUAUGGAUGAUAUAGAGGCUGAGCUGAAAAUCGACUCUCCAGGGAAUGAAACGACAAACCAGGAGAUUAUUAAAAACCCACUUCACAUUGAAGCACCAUCCAAAUACUACGAAACUGGCUUUCAUAGAUCCAGCAGAAAGUGUCUGAAGGUCAUCAGAGAUGCUAUGCUGCAUCACAACUGGCAGAAGGCUGCGGAAUAUUUCACAUCUUACAUUCAAACUCUGGAGGACACCACUGUCACCAGUGCACAUCUCACUCGUGAUGUCAUUUGGAGACUCGGCGCAGAGAUUCUACAUCAUCUCGCUAAUGCCAGCAUUGAUGAUUUUAAUGCUGUGUAUGAAAUUAUGAAACAUGCAGGGGUCUCAAACUAUGCUAAGAUCUGUUUGGAACACGCGUUUCAUCUCCUGCUGAACGGACAGUCGGAUGAAGCCAAGCGACAGCUGUCCAGCGCAAGUCACUGGAGGUACGGCAAACUGACGGACGCUCAGUCUCUGGAGAUGAAACUCAUCCAUGCUUACUGUGGCUUUCUGGAUUACUUCAUCUGGAGCAAUAAGAUAUCCACCACACCAGAAACAGAGGACGUCAGCAGUUUGCAGGAGAUCUCCAUGUACUUCAGACAAGCUUCAGUGACUCUGCAGGAGAUUAUAACGCGUCCGGGAAUCUGGGACCCCUUUGUGUUGAGUUACAUCACUAUGCUGGAGCAUAACAACAGUCUAGAUGAGGCGCUGAAGGUUCUGCAGAAUUACGCCUACAACAAAGAUUUCCCAUCGAACCCAAACGCUCACGUCUAUCUGUAUCAGUUCCUCAAGAGACACAACGCUCCACAAUCUGCACUCAUCUCAUCAUUAAGGAUUCUGCAUUCUGCUGUCCCGAGUCACAAGCUGAUGUUAGAGUUCUGCUCUCUUUUACUGAAAAAACAUCAAGACACGGCUUUAAAAGAAGCUCUCUGUGCUUGUAUGGACCUUCUCGAGUUUUCCAGCUGGAAAUGUGACCGGGAUGCAUGGAAAUGUCUUCUGAAAAUCCUGCAGCGACCCAAGAACGAACAUAAUAUGGUGAAAGAGGAAUGGGCCGUCAGAAGAUCAUUGUGGAUGGCCUUUCACUUCAGACCUUACAUCAUCAAGACGGAGUCGCAGAAGGACGUCAGACUUUGGAGAAUCAAGGAGAGAGUUUUAAAGCUUCUGGGUGAAGACUUACACAUAGAGGAUACUAGAAAAUCUCCCUCAGGGCAGAGAGACAGACAUCAUAACGCCAGUGAAGACAACGUCGACGGGUCUGAAUCAUAAAUAAACAUGAAGAUUAUAAGAAGAUUUCCAGAUCUUUUAUGUGGAUUGUCAAUAAAUGUCAAAAAAUCAAUUCAGCAAGUUUACAGACGGCUUUAAAUGUGUCCAAGAGAGGGCGCAGAUGCUGCAUUUAUAAAGCCGGCUGUAGUCCAGAAAAGAUUCUUUCAAACAAACAUGUUUGUCUGACAAAACCCUGCACACAUUCACGUGUGCUCCAAAACAAGAACAAUGAUGCCAAGAAAUGCCUUUCUUAGAUACAUUCAACUUUAUAAUUAAAGUGUUUUGGAUCGAAAAGUUGGUUUGGAAAAUAAACGUCAAGUUGAGA
Messenger RNA from Triplophysa rosa, 1957 nucleotides. RefSeq names its product TATA box binding protein (TBP)-associated factor, RNA polymerase I, A (gene taf1a). Gene Ontology annotation, biological process: transcription by RNA polymerase I. The transcript has 10 exons. The record is from RefSeq and is a predicted model, not a curated record. Gene Ontology annotation, cellular component: RNA polymerase I transcription regulator complex. NCBI's taxonomy places the organism in Eukaryota, Metazoa, Chordata, Actinopteri, Cypriniformes, Nemacheilidae. Bases 355 to 1635 code for a protein of 426 amino acids.